This is a messenger RNA of Epinephelus lanceolatus (giant grouper), 2557 nucleotides long. RefSeq names its product MAPK activated protein kinase 5 (gene mapkapk5). Gene Ontology annotation, biological process: protein phosphorylation. The record is from RefSeq and is a predicted model, not a curated record. NCBI's taxonomy places the organism in Eukaryota, Metazoa, Chordata, Actinopteri, Perciformes, Serranidae. Gene Ontology annotation, molecular function: protein kinase activity; ATP binding.
UUAGCAAAAUAGACCAGAGAUGUGUGUAUCUACUUGGUCACCUCUGAAAAUAUUCUCUGUUAACCCUUUUCAUCCGUGAGAUGGUGUUAUUUGUCAGCACGAGCGCUGAUUUUUAUUACGUCGUCUUGCGGAAGAAUGUUAACACCUGUGGGUUUGUGUAGAGCUGGAAAACUAACUUGCCACCUCAGCUAACAAGCUAGCGCGUUAGCAGGCUCGGCUCGACGACAUAAUAGUCUGCUGUGCUUCUGGGAACACGGUGUGCUCGUCGUGUCAGAUCAACCGAGCGCUCAUCGAGGAUAGUAUGGGUGAUUUUUAGUUAACGUUAGUCCACAUCACCUUUUACGGUUGCGUUUGCUGUGUAAUAAUCUGCCCUGACCGCGGGAUGGAGUGGCACUCGCUUACUUGCUAGCAAGCUAGCAGUCCCCGGUGUUAGCAGAGCUCUGCUCUCAUUGCGCUGGCUAAAAAUACACCUCUUGUCCCAUGCUCGGUGCGCCUCCAAAAGUGGUAGGCUAGUCCAGAUUGGACUUGUCUUCGACUGUUCUGGUCAGCUUGCUCGGAGUUUGGCACUCUACAUGGUCACCACAGUGAGUUUAAGACGACUGAAAGAGCGAGUCGGACCCCGAGGUUGUGAGUCCUGCUGGCCUGAGCUAACGUCACACCGUACCGGCUGGUGGGCUUCAGGUCUCCAAGGGAAGGAAACUGGGCUUUGGCUAACCGGUGGCUGUAUAUCAUUUUGCCCAAAUGGCCUUGUCUUGUCAUCAGUAUUAAUAUAACAAGCCUUGGCUCAACCCAGGGUUGCAAGACCAAAACUUUGCGAAGGUCAGAGAAAAACGCUUUGUGUCUACUGUCAACUGUCUGAGAUUGGCGAGGCAGACUUUAUCUGUCCAGAGUGCAGCACCAUGUCGGAGGAUAACAACGCAGACAAGUUCAUCAAGGAGACGUCCAUUCUAGACGAGUACAACAUCAACUGGACACAGAAGCUGGGAGCUGGCAUCAGUGGACCUGUCAGAGUUUGUGUGAAGAAGUCAUCUCAGGAACGCUUGGCCCUGAAGAUCCUCAUUGAUCGCCCCAAGGCCAGGAAUGAGGUGCGUCUCCAUAUGAUGUGUGCCAACCACCCAAACAUAGUGCAAAUCCUGGAGGUUUACGCCAACAGUGUCCAGUUCCCGCAUGAGUCCAGCCCGAGAGCGAGGCUCCUCAUCGUUAUGGAGAUGAUGGAGGGUGGCGAGCUGUUCCACAGAAUCAGUCAGCACAGGCACUUUACUGAAAAAAUGGCCAGUCAGGUCACCAAACAGAUCAGUCAAGCCUUGGAACAUUGUCACUCCCUAAAUAUUGCACAUCGUGACCUGAAGCCAGAGAACCUGCUCUUCAAGGAUAACUCUCUGGAUGCACCUGUGAAGUUGUGUGACUUUGGCUUUGCCAAAAUUGAUCAAGGAGACUUGAUGACCCCUCAGUUCACUCCCUACUACGUAGCACCUCAGGUACUUGAGGCUCAAAGAAGACACCAGAAGGAAAAGUCUGGAAUUAUACCUACCUCACCCACUCCUUAUACUUAUAACAAGAGCUGUGACUUGUGGUCUCUCGGUGUGAUCAUCUACGUGAUGCUGUGUGGCUACCCUCCGUUCUACUCUAAGCACCACAGUCGCACCAUCCCGAAGGACAUGAGGAAGAAGAUCAUGACGGGCAGCUUUGACUUCCCUGAAGAUGAGUGGAGCCAGAUCUCUGAGAUGGCCAAGGACAUCGUACGCAAGCUGCUGAAGGUAAAGCCAGAGGAGAGGCUGACAAUUGAAGGUGUCUUGGCUCACCCUUGGCUCAACUGCACCGAGGCCCUAGAUAACGUGCUGCCGUCCGCCCAGAUGAUGAUGGACAAAGCAGUGGUUGCAGGUAUCCAGCAGGCCCAUGCUGAGCAGCUGGCCAACAUGAGAAUUCAGGAUCUGAACGUCAGCCUGAAGCCCUUAAACUCUGUCAACAACCCAAUCCUCAGGAAGCGGAAACUACUAGGCCCCAAGCCCAGUGAUAGUUUCUUCAUUCACGACCCAGAGAACGGAGGAGAAGACUCCAACGUAGCCCUGGAAAAAUUACGAGAUGUCAUUGCACAGUGUAUACUACCACAAGCUGGAGAGAACGAGGACGAGAAGCUGAAUGAAGUGAUGUAUGAAGCCUGGAGGUUCAACAGAGACUGUAAACUGCUGAGAGACGGCCUGCAGGGGCUCAGCUGGGAUGGACGAUCCUUCUCUGAUAAAGUCGACCGUUUGAAGUUGGCUGAAAUAGUGAAACAGGCCAUCGAAGAGAAGACGAAUCUCCAAGAAUCUCAUUAGCAAGUGCUGUCUUUCUAUCUUCUUUUUAUAUUGUUUAUUAUGACCCUUUUUAACCCAUAUCUGUAAAGAGGCUUUUUUAUGUAAAAUGAUGCGCUAAUUCUCUUUUUUUUUUUUUUUUUUUUUUUCCAUGAAUUUCACUUGCAAGAAAUAUUGUACAGCUGUAGAUAUAUUUCAAAGAGGACUCAUUGGUACUAUAAUUUUUUUUUAAAAUGGACACUUGCAAAGAACAUUGAGAAAAAAAA